CUCGUUUCCUGCUGCUCCCAAUCCAAGGAGCUCCAGAGCCGUGAGGAGCUUGAGGCUGGAGAGAAGAUAAAAGCUGCUCCCGAGGAUGAGCGCCGUGAUCCUGCUGCUCCUGCUUUCUGCCGGGAAUGCCGGAUCCCAGCCGGACAAGGCUCUGCCCAGGCGGCGCCUCUCGUGCGUCAGGUGCUGCGGGCCCUCGGAGCAGCCCGUGUCCAUCUUCUCCCAAAGGUCCGCCAGGAUGAGCGGCGAUCCCGAAUAUUCCCUGCCCAAAAUCCAGCCCACCAUCGACAUCACCAUCCUCAAAGGCGAGAAGGGCGAGAUGGGCGAGCGGGGAUUCCCCGGAGCAGCCGGGAAGGCGGGAGAGCGAGGAUCCCGCGGCCUGAGUGGCCGGAAGGGCCAGAAGGGCCAGCCCGGCCCCCAGGGCCACUCCUGCAAGCAGCUCUUCGCCGCCUUCUCCGUGGGCCGCCGCAAGCCCCUGCACAGCUCCGACUACUUCCAGCACGUCACCUUCGACACGGAAUUCGUCAACCUCUACCAGCACUUCAACAUGUUCUCCGGGAAGUUCUUCUGCUACGUUCCGGGGAUUUACUACUUCAGCCUCAACGUGCACACCUGGAACUUCAAGGAGACCUACGUGCACCUGAUGAGGAACGAGCAGGCGGCGGCCAUCCUCUACGCCCAGCCCAGCGACAGGAGCAUCAUGCAGAGCCAGAGCCUGAUGCUGGAUCUGCAGGAAGGGGAUGAGGUUUGGAUCCGGAUGUUCAAGAGGGAGCGGGAAAAUGCCAUUUACAGCGAGGAGUCGGAUGUUUACGUCAUCUUCAACGGGCACCUGAUCAAACCCGCCCUGGAGUAG
This is a messenger RNA of Pseudopodoces humilis (Tibetan ground-tit), 850 nucleotides long. It is a transcript of the gene C1QTNF8, whose product is annotated as C1q and TNF related 8. Gene Ontology annotation, molecular function: protein binding. The record is from RefSeq and is a predicted model, not a curated record. NCBI's taxonomy places the organism in Eukaryota, Metazoa, Chordata, Aves, Passeriformes, Paridae.